Messenger RNA from Cydia strobilella, 2380 nucleotides. RefSeq names its product fatty-acid amide hydrolase 2-like. The transcript is spliced from 12 exons. Gene Ontology annotation, cellular component: endomembrane system. The record is from RefSeq and is a predicted model, not a curated record. NCBI's taxonomy places the organism in Eukaryota, Metazoa, Arthropoda, Insecta, Lepidoptera, Tortricidae. Bases 17 to 1669 code for a protein of 550 amino acids.
UGUGAUCGAACGAAAAAUGUGUACAAACAAGAUUGACAAAGGGAUCAAAGAAAAAAGACCCAAUAAAACUACUAAAAUACUCAAAGGCAUGGCUUUUAACAUGUUGAAACAUGCAUUUCUCUUCUUCCGCUACUACCUGGACGUAGCAUUAGACUUGGUAUUCUCAUUCGUCUGGGAUGGAGAGCGCCAGGCCAUUCCUGACCUGGAUGCAAGGCAUGCCAUGCUGGCUGAGAGUGCUGUGGAGCUGGCUAAGAGGAUCAGGAAUAGGGCGUUGAAGUCUGAAGAGUUGGUGCGGGCUUGUGUGGAGAGGAUACAAGCUGUAAAUCCAGUAUUGAAUGCAGUAGUAGACCAGAGGUUCGACGAAGCAUUGAAAGAGGCGCGUGAAAUAGACAAGCAGAUAGAAAAUGGCCUCCCAGAUCAGUAUUUUGAACAGAAACCCUUCCUAGGCGUCCCAUUCACGGCCAAAGAGAGUCAUGCCGUAGCCGGCCUUCUCCACCCACUGGGCAUCUCACACCGAGCCAACGUGCGGGCCACAGAGGACGCGGAGUGCGUCCGCCUGUUAAAGGCCGCCGGCGCAAUCGCUGUAGCCGUCACUAAUGUGCCCGAGAUUAACAAGUGGCAAGAAACCCGCAAUAUGGUGUUCGGUCAGACCCGCAACCCGUACCACACGGGCCGCACCGUCGGCGGCUCCAGCGGCGGAGAAGCCGCCCUGCACGCCGCGCUCGCUACGCCCAUCUCCCUAUGCUCUGAUAUCGGCGGUUCGACACGAAUGCCUGCCUUCUACUGCGGGCUGUUCGCGCUCAACCCCACAGCUGGUUACACCAGUCUUAAAGGCUCUGCGUUGCGUACGGGACUGGACCCCACGAUGGCUUCCAUCGGCUUCAUGAGCAAGCACGUCGAGGACCUCGCCCCGCUCACUAAAGUAGUCGCCGCAGACAAGGCCAAGGAGCUUGGCUUGGACAGAGAAGUAGACUUGAAGAACGUGAAGGUGUACUACGUGGAGACGGCGCAGGACCUGCGCGUGAGCCCCAUCAGCGCCGAGCUCCGGCAGGCCAUGAAUCAAGUAGUAGCGAAGCUGUCGGACGUGUCCCGCCUGACUGCGUGUGCGCCGCAGCCCUACUACCACCGCGGGUUCGACCACAUGUUCGCAUUAUGGAAGCACGCCAUGACGAAGGAAACUGAGAAUUUUCCGCGCAUGCUCACUAAUAACAAAGGUGAAGCUCACGGACUCACUGAGUUGGGGAAAAAGCUAAUCGGGACGUCUCCAUACACGUUGGCAGCCAUCUUGAAGUUGUUGGACGAACAAGUCCUGCCACCGGUUAAUGCUGAGUGGGCUGACGCUCUCACUGCCAAAAUGGUUGAAGAUCUAACGACGGUGUUGGGCGACUCCGGUGUGCUUCUGUUCCCGUCAGCGCCGAUGGUGGCGCCCUAUCACUACUCGCUGCUGCUCCGGCCCUUCAACUUCGCGUACUGGGGCGUGCUCAACGCCAUCAAGUUCCCCGCUGUUCAGGUGCCCCUCGGGCUGAACGCUCAUGGCGUCCCCCUCGGCGUGCAGGUGGUGGCGGCGCCGCGGCGCGAGGCGCUGUGCCUGGCGGCGGCGCGGCUGCUGCGGGAGCGGCUCCCCCACGCCGGGUACGGGUACAAACCGCCCUGCAGGGUUACGCACUAAAAAUAUUCUCUAAAUCAUAAUAAAUUAGCUUUAAAGAGUCCCCGCCGAGCUCGGUUCUCCAUACAAACGUAGUUACGCUCUCAUUUUAUUACUCUGAAACUUUGUACUUACAAUGGGAUAAGGUAUAUCUAGAUCUGAUUAGUUUAUGUAUCUCAAAGCAACGAUUGAAAAUCUAUUUUUAAUACAGUUGCUCAAAAAGUGCUACUUUUCGUGGCUGUUUAGCGUGCGGAAAGUUGGUUUUCGCGAACUAGUGCUUUUUACUUUUCCAAUUUUUUUAAAUUUUUACUUGUUCCAAUUCAUGACUACUUAUUGAUGUGUGUUAAUAUUAGUUUCAUUUAAACGUCGAAAUCAACAUAAAAACCUAUUGUUAAUGUAAGAAUACGAAAAAUAUGCAUAUUUCAUAUUUUAUUACUUACCUCUUCAUCAUUAUAAGUAUUAUAACACGUUUAUUUUUUAAUGUUGAAACACCGUUCUUAAUAAGUUGUCUGAACGGAACGGAACGCCUGCCAAAGAAGUGGCGUAUUUUCUUACUGCAAGAAUGUUUUAAGUUUCCAAAGGCAACAUUAUUGUUUUUAUAAAUAUACGAUACGCAAAUAGUCAUAAAUAACGAUAUUUAGGUAAUAAUAGUACAAUGUUUUAAUAUUUACUAUUGUUUCUGUCUUAUAGAACAUGCAUUGAAAAAAAAACUUUCAUUGAAGUGGGUUCAAUAAU